AUGUUUGAGAUCGGAAGCGUGACGUCUAUUUCCAACAAUACGGACUCGCUGGUCUUCCAAAUGGAACUCCAACCGGAUGAGUAUCAUCCCAUGCGGAUUACCUUAUCGAAUCAAUCUCACGUUACACUUGACGAAGACUUUAUUUGUUUGAUCAAGACGCCCUCCAUCGGAUCCACCCUUAUUGGGUUUGGGGCGCAACGCCGCGGUGCAAUGGCCUCUGUUCACGAUCCUUCGAAAUCAUCUUCCGGUGAGCACAGCUUCCAAGGCGACAUUGGACUACGUAGUUCCGGACCGGCCACGGAACCCUGCACAGAUGGUGGUGACUGUGGGACUAUCUUUUGUUCGGUAGAGAACGGGGCUCCUUUUUACUUCCACCAUGUUUUGUCGACUUUAUCGGACGAUAUGAAGCUCUCUUACGGAGUGCCGUUCUUGGAAGUUCUCAACGUUCACCCGGAGACUCGUCAUUUGGUCCCUGCUACGUGGUCUGGAGAACAACGAGGGCGAGCCGAAGAAGAAAAAGGCAAAGACUUCCAGUAUUCCAAAUGCCGAUGCCCACGAGGUUUCAGGGUUGCUGCAAUUUCAGACGAAAGUCUUGGAUCGAUCUACUGGUAUUAG
This is a messenger RNA of Seminavis robusta, 615 nucleotides long. The record is from the annotation of a GenBank genome assembly. NCBI's taxonomy places the organism in Eukaryota, Bacillariophyta, Bacillariophyceae, Naviculales, Naviculaceae.